AUGAUCACCUCCUUCUUCAAAGCAAAGUCAGGGAAGGUCAAGCCAAUCACGUCCGAUGGCCCUUCGAGAUCCUCACCUGUAGAAAAGCGAGAACGAGACGUGGAUGGUGAAGCAACAAGAUCCGUGAAGCGUUCCAAGCCCUCCGAACAACAAGAUCCAGCCGUCCAAGAAAUGCUGGCCUCUCUGAAUAAGCAAAAUUCUGACGAGACCACCUGGUACGAUGUAAUGGAAAAGCAUUCGACUCAAUUUUCGUUCAAAGGCCUUGCCAAGUUUGUCCAGAAGGAGCGGAAAACGAAAACCAUCUUUCCUCCACCACAAGAUGUCUUUUCGGCUCUGAACUUGACGCCACUCGACAAGGUUAGGGUGGUCAUUGUUGGCCAGGACCCCUACCAUGGUCCAGGUCAAGCACACGGACUCUGCUUCAGUGUUCGAAAGGGUAUUCAAGUGCCACCGUCACUCCGGAACAUGUAUAAGGAGUUGGUGGAAGACAAGGCCGUCAGCAACUUUACGCAGAAGCCAACGCAUGGCUUUUUGGAACGAUGGGCCAGGCAAGGUGUCCUAAUGAUAAACACUGUCAUGACGGUGCAAAAAGCGAAUGCCAAUAGCCACAAGAAAAAGGGAUGGGAGGAAGUAUCGGAUGAAAUCAUUCGAGCAGUGGAUCGUCGGUGCAAGAAGGAAGGCAGGGGAGUUGUCUUUCUCUUGUGGGGAAAGCCUGCCACCACCAAGGCUACCACUGUUCUAGGAGGUUCGGCCUCUUCUCGUCAUCGAAUCAUCUGCACAUCCCACCCUAGUCCUUUGGGUGCCACCAAGACAAAGUCACCCUUUACUGGAAGCAAAUGCUUUAGCCGUGCCAAUGAAUACUUGAAAGAACUCGGCUAUGAUGAAACCAUUGAUUGGAGGGUGGAUGGAGACUUGCAAGAGAUCUAG
Molecule: messenger RNA, 927 nt
Organism: Cylindrotheca closterium
Lineage: Eukaryota; Bacillariophyta; Bacillariophyceae; Bacillariales; Bacillariaceae
Source: the annotation of a GenBank genome assembly